AUGUCACAGAUAAUUGUAAAUGGUGCAAAUACUGCAAAUGUUGCAAGUACUAACAGCAAUGAGGAAAAUGAACCUUACCAAAUCAGCGACGAUGACCUCGAUGACCUGGACGACGACUGUCUGCUGGAGGAGGCCGAGUUGCCCGGGGGCGUCAAUAGCAUUGGACGCGGUCCUUACGAGCGUGCCUGGACGACGGAGGCGACUCGGGCCCUCAUCCACAUCCGGGGUCCCAUGGAGGGCAGCUUUACCGAGGGCAGGCAAAAGAGAACGGCGCUGUGGCUGCACUGCACCCGCCAGCUGCAACGUCUGGGAUUCCGUUACAGUGCUGCCAAGGUGCAAAAGAAAUGGCACAACAUACUCAUCACAUACAACAAGAAUCUGAACAAGAAAUAUGUAUCGGGUUAUGUGCACUGGGAAUUCUUCGAGGAGAUGUUCAAGUACUUGCAGGGUAAGAAGGCGGACUUUGACAUGCAGUUGCAACCGACGACGACGCAGCCACAACAGCAACCAUUGCAACCGCAGCAACUACAACAACCACCACAGCAACCACAACCACAACAACAACAGCAACCGCUGCAAACACAACAAGAACUUAAUCAAUUUCAAACGAAGCCAGCAACGCCGCAGUUGCAGUUGCAGGUGCAAACAGGUGCAUUGCAAGCAGCACAAGAUCAGGAUCGAGCGGAUCAACCGUAUAUAACACCGGUGGAUCAGGUGUUGUUGCAGCCACAGGUUCAACUGGACACCAAGUCGAACGAUGAAUUCGACGAGGACAGCAACAGUUUGUCGGAGGUGCGACAGCCCAAAUUGGAGUACGAUCCCGAUCCCGACCAGACUGGAAGCACAACGCAGGAACAUAACGACAGCAACCAGAUGAUAACAAUGCCACCAAAUGGCAAAUUAUUUGAACAAACGCAAUCCCAAUCUCAAUGCCAGUUGGAUGAUUCCUGGUGGAAGGAAUAUUUUGAUCGCAAGCUGGAUGUGGAGCGUGAGAAAAUGGAACUGCAACGCAGCUUGCAACGCGAACAGGUGCAAAUCCAGAAAAUGUCCUUGGUGCAACAGGAGCGCAUCGAACGCAUGAAGAUCGAUGCAAUCAACAGCUUAACAGCCACCUUGCAGAAGCUCGUUGAGGCCAAGUGCCGACGCGCCUAAAACCAACAAGGAUUGGCGUAAAUCCUAGCGGUAUUUGCAGUAUUCCUUAAGCUCCAUCCAUAUCCUAUAUAUACUACUAGCUAUGUUGUGUCAAAAUUUCAAGCUCGCACGUCUAACGGUUCGGCCUGUACAUUGUCCAGUCAGUCAGUCAGUCAGGUCAAAGAGUCUUUUAUAUAUAAAUAUAUUUGAUGUGUAAUCUGUGUUUUUGUGUAAAUACCAUUUAGGCCAAUAUGUGAAAAGCAAUAAUUUUCAUUUCAGGGACUGUGUU
Molecule: messenger RNA, 1420 nt
Organism: Drosophila innubila
Lineage: Eukaryota; Metazoa; Arthropoda; Insecta; Diptera; Drosophilidae
Product: nucleosome-remodeling factor subunit BPTF
Exons: 3
Coding region: 1-1152 (383 amino acids)
Source: RefSeq, a predicted model, not a curated record